Messenger RNA from Ostertagia ostertagi, 414 nucleotides. NCBI's taxonomy places the organism in Eukaryota, Metazoa, Nematoda, Chromadorea, Rhabditida, Trichostrongylidae. The record is from the annotation of a GenBank genome assembly.
AUGAUGCAUCUGUGGAAGUACCUGUCCUCGGUGACUCCCUGUGAUAUCGUCACUUCGGCUAUCACCUGUACAAUCUUACGAUUUCCUCUCACCACUUCGUACAUAUCGUUAGUUCUCCUUCAGUUCAUGAUGAUUCUGGAGCGACUGGUUGCGAUGUUUAGAAAAGCUGAUUAUGAGAAGAGCAGUUGGCUACUCGGUGUCGCAUUUGUGCUUGCUGGUGUGCUCAGCUCAGCGAUGGUAACGCUGUGGUCGAUCCAGCCGGAAAACUUUUCAAACUCCUAUGCGUACUGCUCAUCGGGUUCAACUAAAACGAUUGAACGUCUCACUAAAAUCAACAUCUCCUUAUGUGUCAUAUGCGCCUUAUCGCUGGUAGGAACACUUCUGCUGAGGAUCUACAAUAAGUACGCCCUGAAU